Cyanidioschyzon merolae strain 10D is the source of this 1725-nucleotide messenger RNA. Its product is annotated as glucose-6-phosphate isomerase. NCBI's taxonomy places the organism in Eukaryota, Rhodophyta, Bangiophyceae, Cyanidiales, Cyanidiaceae. Gene Ontology annotation, biological process: glycolytic process; gluconeogenesis; glucose 6-phosphate metabolic process. Gene Ontology annotation, cellular component: cytosol. The record is from RefSeq and is a predicted model, not a curated record. The transcript has a single exon. Gene Ontology annotation, molecular function: glucose-6-phosphate isomerase activity; monosaccharide binding; carbohydrate derivative binding. Bases 1 to 1725 code for a protein of 574 amino acids.
AUGGCAUCAUCUGGUGUUCAUAUGCAUCAAGUUUGGCGUAAACUGAAGACCCACGCGAGUGAUGUCAUUUCAAACCUGCACCUCGCUCAGCUUUUACAAGACGAGCAGCGAUGCACCGCAUUUCGAGCGACCCUGAAUGAUCUGGUGUACGACUACGCGCGUCAGCGGGCAACCCCUGAGACGCUGUCGCUGCUUAUCGAGUUCGCUGACGCGUCAGAACUCGGAGCGAAAAUCGAUAGAAUGUUUCAGGGUGAGAAGAUCAACUUGACAGAAGAUCGUGCUGUUCUGCACGUCGCUCUGCGGGCGCCACGCGAUCCGACAAUCUGGCCUGCUUCCGUGCGUCUACCUGAGCAGGCGGUUUCAGAGGUCCACGAUGUACUCGCGCAGAUCGAGCGUUUCAGUGAACGCAUUCGAAAGGGCCGCGAAUGGGUUGGAGCAACCGGCAAGCCGUUGACAGACGUUGUCAGUAUCGGUAUCGGUGGGAGUUAUCUGGGUCCAGAGUUUGUCUACGAAGCGCUGAGGACUGACCAUAAAGCAGCGGAGGCGGCACGCGGCCGACGACUACGAUUUCUGGCGAACGUGGACCCGACGGACGUGCACCGAGCACUUGACGGCCUUAACCCGGAAACCACGCUCGUCGUUGUGGUGAGCAAAACCUUCACGACCGCGGAGACGAUGUUGAAUGCGCGCACCCUGAAACGCUGGCUCAUGGAUGCAUUAGGUGAGUCCGCGGUGGCGAAGCACAUGGUUGCCGUCAGCACCAACACCGAGGCGGUGAAGGCGUUUGGUAUCGAUCCCCAGGAAGGCAUGUUUCGAUUCUGGGAUUGGGUCGGGGGUCGCUUUUCGGUCUGCAGCGCGGUCGGCCUGGUACCGCUUUCGCUCCAGUACGGUUUCGGCAUCAUGCGGGAGUUUCUUGCGGGAGCGCAUGAAAUCGAUUGGCACUUUGCAACGGAACGGGACUGGCGCAAGAACAUUCCGGUUCUCAUGGGGCUAUUCGGGGUCUGGAAUGCGUCUUUCCUUGGAUACAGCACACGUGCGCUGCUCCCAUACGCGCAGGCGCUGUUGCGUUUCGCGCCUCACAUCCAGCAGGUCGACAUGGAAAGCAACGGCAAGGGCGUCGACAUCCACGGAGAAGCGCUCAUCGAUCCAACGGCGACCGGCGUAGUGGAUUUCGGUGAACCCGGCACAAACGGCCAACAUUCUUUCUAUCAACUGAUGCACCAGGGGCGAGUCAUACCUGCCGAUUUUGUUGGCUUUCGACGAUCGCAAACACCCAUUGUUCUGGAGGGUGAGCCGGUCUCAAAUCAUGACGAAUUGAUGAGUAAUUUCUUCGCCCAGCCGGACGCUCUCGCCAUAGGCAAGACGCGCGAGGAGCUCGUCGCCGAGGGCGUACCCGAAGCGCUCCUGAAUCACAAGAUUUUCCCAGGGAAUCGUCCAUCGAGCAGCAUGCUCUUUGACUGUCUUGAUGCGCGAACUGUGGGUCGACUUUUGGCUCUAUAUGAGCACCGCGCAGCCGUCGAGGGUUUCCUUUGGAAUCUGAAUAGCUUCGAUCAGUGGGGUGUGGAACUCGGCAAAGUGCUUGCAAAACGCAUCCGCAAUGAACUGGCGCGGAGACGUCAGGCCGAAGGAAAGCCAGCUGCCGGACAGGCUGCAACCGAUCAUCAUUGGAACGCCAGCACCCGCUUCCUUUUAGACGCUUAUUUCACGCCAAGUACCGGGCAGUGA